Elaeis guineensis (African oil palm) is the source of this 977-nucleotide messenger RNA. The record is from RefSeq and is a predicted model, not a curated record. NCBI's taxonomy places the organism in Eukaryota, Viridiplantae, Streptophyta, Magnoliopsida, Arecales, Arecaceae.
CACAACCCUCCCCGCCGGCGGCCAAUGAAAGUUGGAAUUCCAGAACCCUCCCCGCCAGCAGUCAUUGAAAGAAGUUGGAGUUCUGCCACUAUUGUUGAUGGACCUCGUACCACAUACAUUCUCUCUCUCUCUGUGGGUCUGGGGACACAGUAGCUCAUAUGUGAGGAUUCAUACUUACAUAGUUCGAAAGAUGUCUACUGCUAGUUUCAUGGUCCAUUCUGCAGAUUCAUCUCUAUUUUGCAGUCUUAGACCAUCCAUUAGCAUCCAGCAAUUCAGCAGGACCAAGUAUCAGUUUGUUAAGGUCCACCAGAUCUCAGGAACACGAAUUUGGCGAUCAUUUCACAUCCAUAACAACACACACUGUGCAACAAUAGGAAGGAAUUGUCAUCGAGCAUUUCUGUCUGAAAAUGAGUUUGACCAUGAACCCUUUUGGCUGAGUAUGAUCAAGGAUGUUGGCUGGAGUUUGAAAUCAUUAGCUAUUUUUUUGGCUGAGCAGCCAAGUCAGUUGAGGUACAUAGAGUGGCCAACAUUUCAAAGCACGUUGAAGACGUCAUGCCUCACCCUUGUUCUUGUAGCAUUUCUUAUUGUUGCAUUGUCCACUGUUGAUUCAGCCCUGUGUUAUAUAUUGGCUUUGCUGCUCAGGAAAGCCACGUGAGACAAUGGGCCACUUGACAAAAUGUCGCUGCUAGCAUCAAAUCAGAUGGUAGAUCAUCACUUGAAAUGACUAGGCCCUUCAUAAGUGCUGCUCUGGUGAUGAAUGAAGACAAUUGUUGGACAAUCUUCAGUCCUGCACGUCAUGAUGGAUAUAAUCAAAUUUAUCGCAAAUGGAACUCUAUUUCAUCUUGCAACAGUAAAUUUUUAUGAGUAGGCUUGCUGAUGGCCAAGUUUAUGGCUGAAAUCCAGUAACUAAAUGGUACUUACUAGUUCUGGAGUUGUGGAUCAUGUCCAAGUUAUCCAGUCUUUUCAGGUUUUUACAC